This is a messenger RNA of Peromyscus leucopus (white-footed mouse), 633 nucleotides long. RefSeq names its product N-alpha-acetyltransferase 11-like. The record is from RefSeq and is a predicted model, not a curated record. Gene Ontology annotation, cellular component: NatA complex. The transcript has a single exon. Gene Ontology annotation, molecular function: protein-N-terminal-glutamate acetyltransferase activity; protein N-terminal-serine acetyltransferase activity. Bases 16 to 633 code for a protein of 205 amino acids. Lineage: Eukaryota; Metazoa; Chordata; Mammalia; Rodentia; Cricetidae. Gene Ontology annotation, biological process: N-terminal peptidyl-glutamic acid acetylation.
CUCUCUGCUGCCAAUAUGAACAUCCGCUGUGCUGGGCCAGAUGACCUGAUGAACAUGCAACACUGCGACCUCCUUUGCCUUCCUGAGAACUACCAGAUGAAGUACUAUUUCUAUCAUGGCCUCUCUUGGCCCCAGCUCUCCUACAUUGCUGAGGAUAAGGAUGGGAAGAUCGUGGGUUAUGUCCUGGCCAAAAUGGAAGAGGAUCCUGAUGAUGUCCCUCAUGGACACAUCACCUCACUGGCUAUGAAACGCUCCCAUCGGCGCCUUGGCCUGGCCCAGAAGCUGAUGGACCAGGCCUCACAGGCCAUGAUUGAGAACUUCAGCGCUAAGUAUGUAUCCCUGCAUGUCAGGAAGAGCAACCGAGCAGCCUUGCACCUUUACUCCAACACCCUGAACUUCCAGGUUAGUGAGGUAGAGCCCAAGUCCUAUGCAGAUGGCGAAGAUGCCUAUGCUAUGAAGCAGGAUCUCUCCCAGAUGGCAGAUGAGCUGAGACGUCAGCUGGUGCUGAAGAAGGGCAGAUACGUGGUCCUGGGCUUCAAGGAGAACCAGGGCAGCACACCUGGUUCUGAAGAGGCCUGUCAGCAGGAGAACCUGGUCGGAGAGGAUAAUGACCAUGACAGCAAAGAGCACUGA